Messenger RNA from Mercenaria mercenaria, 2285 nucleotides. Its product is annotated as protein SEC13 homolog. Lineage: Eukaryota; Metazoa; Mollusca; Bivalvia; Venerida; Veneridae. The coding region runs from base 144 to 1097 and encodes 317 amino acids. Gene Ontology annotation, cellular component: COPII vesicle coat; nuclear pore outer ring. Gene Ontology annotation, biological process: protein import into nucleus; positive regulation of TOR signaling; COPII-coated vesicle budding. Gene Ontology annotation, molecular function: structural molecule activity; protein binding. The transcript is spliced from 10 exons. The record is from RefSeq and is a predicted model, not a curated record.
UAUUGGACAGGGAACCAGAUUAACAGAGUCGAUGCUCUUCAUUCGGAGUUAUGUUUAGUACUGCCACGUCAAAUUGAACAGAUAUUAAAAUAUUUAUCUCAUUUUAAAGAGUUACACACUGUUUUAAGGCAUAAAUAACAAAGAUGGUUUCUGUUAUGAAUUCAAUAGACACUGCACAUGAAGAUAUGAUUCAUGAUGCACAGUUAGACUAUUACGGAACAAAGUUAGCCACAUGCUCUUCAGAUCGUUCCAUUAAAGUGUUUGAUGUGAAAGGUGGACAGCAGAGGCUUAUUACAGAUCUUAGAGGACAUGAGGGACCAGUAUGGCAACUUGCGUGGGCACAUCCAAUGUAUGGUAACCUUAUAGCUUCCUGUGGAUACGACAGAAAAGUUAUCAUUUGGAAAGAAACAAACAGUACUUGGGGAAAAUUGUAUGAAUACUCUAAUCAUGACUCAUCAGUAAAUUCAGUGUGUUUUGCUCCACAUGAAUUAGGCUUGGUUCUAGCAUGCGGAAGUUCAGAUGGUUCUGUUUCUGUUUUGUCAAGUACAGGAGAUGGUAGUUGGGAUGCCAAAAAAAUCAAGAGUGCACACACAAUUGGCUGCAAUGCAGUAAGCUGGGCACCAGCACUAUCACCAAAUGCAUUGUUUGAACAGACUGGUCGGCCAGCAUUAGUGAAGAAACUUGUAUCAGGAGGAUGUGACAAUUUGGUCAAAAUCUGGAGAGAGGAAGAUGGAGAAUGGAUUGAGGAACAGAAACUUGAAGGUCACAGUGAUUGGGUACGAGACGUAGCCUGGGCACCGUCGAUAGGUCUACCUAAAAGUAUCAUAGCCAGUUGUUCACAGGACUGUAGAGUUAUCAUCUGGACCAAUGACGGCACAAGCAAUAACUGGUCAUCAUCAGUGUUAAACAAAUUUAAAGAUGUUGUUUGGCAUCUCAGCUGGUCAAUAACCGGAAAUAUACUUGCAGUAUCAGGGGGAGAUAACAAGGUCAGUUUAUGGAAAGAAACAUUAGAAGGACAGUGGGUGUGUAUCAGUGAUGUCAAAAAAGGUCAAGGUCAGGUCACAGACAGCCAAUCACAAGCAAGCAGGAACUUAUGAUCUUCAGUGCAUGUGAACUGACAUUAGUGCAUGUUAAGUUACGAAAUGAAAUUACAUGUGAACUGACAUUGGUGCAUGUGAAGUUAUGAAAUGGAAUUACUUGUUUAAUUAUGAUAAGUUAACUAUGAUUACAUGUUCACUUUGAUGCAAAGUGUUGUAAAAAUCUUGCUGUUUCGUCUUGAGUAUAGAAAAUUCAAACAUUUUUUCUUUACAAUCGGAGAUUUUUAGCGCUGUGUUUUAUACAGACUCACUGAUAGGCAUUUUCUAAAUUUCAUAUUUACAUCAUGGCGUCUUACAAAGCUUAAAGUGAGUUAAAUUGUGUUUACCUCAGUUGGUCUAUCUCUUGUAUGGAACAGAGAACAUUUAACACUUGGCAAUAUUUAACAGUAAGAAAACUGAUCAAUAAAAAUUUGCAGCAUAGCAAGGCAGAUGCUAAGUUUUUACAGUUUUCAAGUCAUACAAAUCACCGAUGUCUAAUUCGACACUAUAUAAAUGAUUUUCUUCAUAAAUGCUGUAUUCUCGGAGUAGCCUGCAGGAGCGUUUGUACAGGUUACAAUUUCAUAACUACGGGGAUAAUUGCAUAGUUACAGUGGACAUAUUGCACUUGUGAGAAAACUAUAUUCAGUACCGAAGAGAAAGUAUAUAUCCUACCCAAUUCACAGAAAUUGAUCAGUAUCAUUACAAACAAGUCCAGAAACCAGAUUGUGACAAACUAAAGGAAAGAAUUUGCUUUGUGCUAGCCAGUAUGCUGUUUCCUAGUAUUACUGUGACAAAAAAGUUCGAGAAAGAAGGGACAGCUUCAGACUUAAUGAAGUUUGGCAUAACCUAGAUUCAACAUCUUGCAAGAGCUAAUACCCAAGUGCUAAUACGUUAAAAAGACAGUUAUUUUCUUUUUUUUGUCAUAAACGCUCGAGAGUGGCAGCUUCUGUGUAAAUUAAAACAAAAUGAAAUGCCUUUCCACAUGGUGAUUGAUGCAUUGUUUUGUAAUCGUUGUUUGACUCUUUAAAUAAUUUUUCCUAAAUUUUUCCACUGUUAUUCCAAUUUAUUGGUGUGUACGACAAAUACACAAUAUAUUGUAGCAGGAAAGAGAAAUUUACUGGCUGUAAGGCAAUAUAAAUAGCAUACCAGUAUUGUACUUUCUUGUUUGAAUAAUGAAAAAGACAGCAAAAUAAACAUUUUUAUUUUGAA